GAGGUCUUACCGGCAUUCUCGCCGUCUUUACCUCUACUUCCCAGUGCCAGAUCUCUUCACGGUUUUGACCGUCAUUCGCACGUUGUUUUCGCUUUGCGAAUGGCACUAUCUGACCGUCCAUUCGCAUAGGCUUGUUUCUUUUGCCGAACGCCUAGCGUUCAGCAAAACUCCCGCAAACACCUUGUAUAAGGCGCGCGCAUUCGCACGAAUUAGCCGAACACCCGCACCACAUAUUGACACUCGCGUUCGGCUGAUUCGUGCGCUCGACGCCCGGCGUUCGU
Messenger RNA from Pelobates cultripes (western spadefoot toad), 281 nucleotides. The record is from the annotation of a GenBank genome assembly. NCBI's taxonomy places the organism in Eukaryota, Metazoa, Chordata, Amphibia, Anura, Pelobatidae.